ACCAUAUAAGGAAAAGCCCUUCAGUUGCAUGGCGUUUAGAGUUUGAAUAGUUUCGUGUACUCUUCAUUGCAUUCGAUUUAAACUCAGAAUCCGUAGUAAAUAUAACAUCAAAGGAAAAACGACAGGAUGUCCGAAAAGGACCCAAAUGAAGACACUCAGUGGAACGAUGUUCUCCGGGCAAAAGGUAUUCUACCACCCAAAGAAGAGAAAGAAAUCACAGAAGAUGAGAUUAUUAAACUUGUAGAAAGCACCAUUAAGGAAAAAACAACUGACAAAUCCCUAGAAGAAUUAACACUUGAUGAAUUAGAUGAACAAGAAGAUGAAAUAGAUGAAGAAGAAGAGCGAAUAUUUCAAGAAUACAGACGGCAACGCAUGUUAGAAAUGAAAGCAGCCAACCUGGCUGCAAAAUAUGGGGAUGUUUUAGAAAUUUCCAAAGAAGAUUAUGUUACAGAAGUUAACAAAGCAGGCGAAGGAGUGUGGGUCAUCCUUCAUGUCUAUAAAUGUGGUAUUCCAUUGUGUACGCUCAUAAACCAACAUCUAACUGGCCUUGCACGUAAGUUCCCACAGACGAAAUUCAUCAAGAGCAUAUCGUCGGUCUGUAUUCCAAAUUACCCCGACAAAAACUUACCCACCAUCUUUGUAUACUUCGAAGGAAAUAUAAAGAAGCAGUUUGUUGGUCCAUUUGCCUUUGGUGGAAUGAAACUAACAAUUGAUGAUCUUGAAUGGAUGCUUUCUGAAGUUGGUGCAGUUAAAACUACAUUAGAAUGUUGUCCUAAAAAAGAAGGAAUAAGAGAUGUAAUGGACAUGGCUGUUAAGAGUAGCAGAAUCACUGACGACAGUGAUGACGAAGACGAUUGGUAAGAUUUCUUGUCACCAAGUGAACAAAUACAGUCUAGAACAUCUGAACAUCAACACCUACAGGCUCUGUAUCCUAUUCCAAGCUGAAAGAUCCUGUUGCUCUCAUUUUGGGACUUAACCAUUUACCAGAAUUUCCCUACAGUUCAACAACCUUCAUUUACUCUUUGCUUCAGUUGAGAUCGCAUAUCUCCUUUGACCAAGACUAGCGGAUUCUAUUUGACUCAGUCUGUGUACCGAGGAAAACUAGUAACAUUCUCACCUGUUGACUGAGUGCUUGACAUUUA
Molecule: messenger RNA, 1142 nt
Organism: Octopus sinensis (East Asian common octopus)
Lineage: Eukaryota; Metazoa; Mollusca; Cephalopoda; Octopoda; Octopodidae
Product: phosducin-like protein 3
Exons: 6
Coding region: 127-861 (244 amino acids)
Biological process (GO): protein folding
Cellular component (GO): cytoplasm
Source: RefSeq, a predicted model, not a curated record